Cherax quadricarinatus is the source of this 6513-nucleotide messenger RNA. RefSeq names its product Kelch like family member 18 (gene KLHL18). Lineage: Eukaryota; Metazoa; Arthropoda; Malacostraca; Decapoda; Parastacidae. Gene Ontology annotation, molecular function: protein binding. The record is from RefSeq and is a predicted model, not a curated record.
GCACCAGCACCGACCAAUGAAAACAAAGCCUGCCUUCGAGUCUGCACUAAGCCCGAAUCUGAUUAGCCGAGGAAGUGAAGGUAGCGGCCAAUAGGGAGUUAGGAGGCAACCCAUGUUUAUAAACAGCAGUCGCGGCCAUUGUGUCAACCAUGGAGGAGGAGGAACACAUCAAGUUUGAAAUGGAGUUAGAGAGCAUAGUGGAGAGCGAUGACUUUACCAUAUUUAACCAAGAUGAUCUCCCCGUGGGAGGCUUCCAGGUGAUGGAGGACAUCAGAAGGAAGGGGAAGCUGUGUGAUGUGACCCUCAAGGUAGAUGACCAGUGUUUUUCAGCUCACAGAAUAGUUUUGGCUGCUGUCAUACCUUACUUCAAUGCCAUGUUUACUCAUGACAUGGCUGAGAGUAAACAAAAGGAAAUAACUAUGCAAGGAAUAGAUCCUAGUGCCCUGGAAUCUCUAAUCAAUUUUGCCUAUUCUGGAAAAGUCAAGAUUGAUGGUGCUAAUGUACAAAGUUUAUUGGUAGGGGCAUCAUUCCUUCAGCUCUCUAAAGUACGAGAAGCAUGUGCAGACUUUCUCAAACACAGGUUACACCCACACAAUGUUUUAGGAAUUAGAACAUUUGCCGACACAUUGGCUUGCUGGUCAUUAGUGGAAGCCAGUAAUCGUUAUCUUCAAAAACACUUCGUUGAAGUCUCUGUAUCUGAGGAGUUCCUGAAUCUAUCCUUUUCAGAUGUAAGAGAAAUUAUCUCCCGUGAUGAACUUAAUGUGCAAAGUGAAGAAAGUGUAUUCGAGUCUGUCAUGGCGUGGACAAAGCGAGACCUAGACCAACGAGGUCACAACUUGCCUGAGUUGUUAACAAAAGUCCGCAUGCCAUUGCUAACCCCACAGUACCUGACAGACCGUGUUGCUACUGAAAACUUAAUCAGAUCAUCACAUGAAUGCAGAGAUUUGUUAGACGAGGCUAAAGAUUAUCACCUAAUGCCAGAAAGGCGACCCCUCCUCCAGAGCUUUCGAACAAGACCACGGUGCUGUAAUGAUAUUGUUGGACUUAUUUAUGCUGUUGGUGGGCUUACAAAAUCAGGUGACUCCUUGAGCACAGUUGAAGUGUAUGAUCCCAUUGUUGGCAGAUGGCAGAUGGCAGAGAGCAUGUCUAUGCUUCGAUCUCGAGUAGGGGUUGUUGUAAUGAAGAAGAAACUGUAUGCCAUUGGUGGCUAUAAUGGCCUAGAUAGACUAGCUACAGUAGAAGUCUUUGAUCCAAUUAGCAAAUGUUGGAGCAAAGUAUGCCCUAUGAACUGCAAGCGAAGUGCUGUUGGUGCUGCAGUUCUAAAUGAUCACUUAUAUGUGUGUGGAGGCUAUGAUGGGGUCGCGUCUCUCAACACAGUGGAGUGCUACAACAGUGAAACAAACAAAUGGGUCAUGGUCACAUCAAUGACCAAGCAUCGAAGUGCAGCAGGAGUAGUUGCUUUUGACGGCCACGUAUAUGCUAUUGGAGGUCAUGAUGGCCUUUCUAUAUUUGAUUCGGUGGAGCGAUACGAUCCAACAACGGGUCAGUGGACUCCCGUUACUCCGAUGCUGAGCAAGCGAUGUCGUCUUGGUGCAGCUACGCUGGAUGGGAAGUUGUAUGUAUGUGGGGGCUAUGAUGGCUCGACCUUUUUGAGGACAGUAGAAGUUUAUGAUCCUAUCACCAGUAGAUGGUCAUUCAUUGCCCCUAUGAGUGUAACACGUAGUCGAGUAGCACUAGUAGCGAACAUGGGUCGCUUAUAUGCGAUUGGGGGUUAUGAUGGGGUUUCUAACCUGUCCACAGUUGAAGUGUACAAUCCUGAACAAGAUCAGUGGGAGUUCAUCACAUCCAUGUGUGCACAUGAGGGUGGAGUUGGGGUAGGUGUCAUCCCACUUCCCUGAGUAGUGAGUUACAUGUGAUAGGGUUAAAGUACAGUAGAACCCCCAUAUCCGUGGAUUCAGUUUCUGCGGUUUCACUUACGUAUUCAUAGUUUAGCCUAGCCCGAAAAUAACCCUUAAUUUUGCUUAAUUAUGGCCUUGAAGUGCGAAAGUAGUGAUGCUGGCAGCUCUUCAAAGCCUAAGAGAAGCCGUGAAGUGCUGCCCAUCAGUGAAAAAGCGCUAAUUCAUGACUUAUUGUGCAUAACAUCAGUUAAACUUUAUCAUAGGUAUGUACGUAAACAAAAAAUGGCUUGUAUAUAGGGCUCGCUACUAUGAACAGUUUUGGAUAUCCAUGGUAGAUCUUGGAAGGUAUCCCCCAUGGAUAUGGGGGGACUACUGUAUACUUCUUAAGUUGUACCUCUUUCUUCAGAGAAACUAACAGUAUUUAUUUAGAACAACUUUUUGCACCAUAUUUUAUUUUUUAGCUUUGUUUUUGUUUUUUCUGCAAAUUCACUAGUAACAGAAAACAAGUGAUAUUUUUGCACUGAUAGGUUUAUUUUCACUUGUGCUAUAAUUAAUUAUUAAUACUCAUACAUUCUUAAGAGCUGUAAUUAGGGAUUUAUUGCAUCCAUAACAAAUUGAGAUCAUCUAUAUUAAAAUAUCUUCUCAUGAUAUAAAAACAGCUGUAUUUUUGUAAUACUGAUGUAAUAUAAGGCACUAAGAGAUUAAUAGUUUGGUGCAUUGUAUUAUCUCAAUUCAUUUUAUUAUUUAAGUUCUAUGAUUGAUGGUGCUAAUGAAAAUCAAUGUUAACGCAUUAUUCUGUGUAUAAAAAUUACCCAUAAGUGAUUUGAAGAGUAUACCUUCAAAUAUGAACAAACUAGAAUUGAACAGAAUCAAUCAAAACACCAUGGCUGGAACAAUUAACAACAAACCCACAGAUUUAUCUCUGUUUUGUGGAUUUGUUGUUAAAAGUAGCCUUUAUUUAAAUAUUGGCCCAGAUUGAUUCCAAAGUGAAAAUUCCUAAUACGUUUAUUUAUCUGUAUUAUACUGCAAAUGUCUUUCUGUUGCAACCUUAUUGAGAAUUGUAAAUAAUUAGUAAAUACAUUUUCCAUGUUUUCCACUUUAGUACUUAUAAAGCUAAGCACUCAUAUUUUUACUAAUGAUACAUGGGUCUAUAAGGAAAUGGGAUGCAGUAAUGUGUAUAAAAAGUAACACCAGAGUUGUAAGAUAUUAUAAUUAUGUAGUAUUUUGAAGGGAGUUUUUGUUAUUUUAUAAUUAAAGUCUGUCAUUUGAAAGUAGCACUAGAUUUUUCUAUAUCUUUAAGCUUAGCUGUCAGUGUUGUUUUAGAAUUAAAUUGUGUAUUUUCAGGGAAACAGCUUUGGAGGUGUAGAAUGUAAAUCAGAUAUACUGUAGUACACUAACUGAUUUGUAUUAAGCAGUGCAAAUAAAAAAGAGAAUGUCGGGAUGAUGUCUGCGUAAAAAUAAUGAAGUAUGAGAGUCAUGUAGAAACAGGCUGUAGUCACAAAGUGGAAAUGUUUACACCAGUAUGAAUGUGGAAUGGUUGUAUAGUCCACUUAUGAGAGAAUAUAGACUAAAGGUAACAACGCCUUUAAUAAUUUGCCAGUAAACCCUUGUCACACAACUCGGAACUAUGUAUGAUUGAACCAUAACUCACAUUCCUCUUUUUCACGUUUUUUUUCCUCGGUCCCCAUCAUCUGUUUUGUAUGGUGCACAAUUUCCUAUCAGAGGUUUGCUUAUUAUUAUUUUUUUUUUUUUGGGGGGGGGGGGGGAACUUACCACAUACAGUAGGUCACAUCUCCCACUUAUUACUUCAUUGUGUACCUGAAAAUUCUUCCUAAGUCAGUUGUUUAGAUCCUAUUUUCCCCAUAGACACCUGUAUUAUAACCUGAGAUGAAUUCUCAAUCCACAAAAUUCCAUAUCUAAUUUAAGUUUUAUAUUUACUUAAGAAUAUUUACCUAGUACAUUUAAUCCUCAAUAUAGCUGACUGAUAAGGGAAGAAAGUAGUGAAAGGCUGGGAAUGACGAUUGUGAUGGAUAGAGAUGAGAUUGUUUUGUUGUAAGCGUAACAAUAUCGGACACUUCUGAUAAAUCGUUGGUAUACUGUACUUUUGCAUUCUGUACUCUUCCUUGUCACUUACAAAUAGUAUUAAGCAUCAAGUAAUUUUUUUUUUUUAACAAGUUGGCCGUCUCCCACCGAGGCAGGGUGACCCAAAAAGAAAGAAAAUCCCCCAAAAGAAAAUACUUUCAUCAUCAUUCAACACUUUCUCCUCACUCAUACAUAAUCACUGUUUAUGCAGAGGUGCCCAGAACACAACAGUUUAGAAGCAUAUACGUAUAAAGAUAUACAACAUAUCCAUCCAAACUGCCAAUAUUCCAAACCCCUCCUUUAAAGUGCAGGCAUUGUACUUCCCAUUUCCAUUACUCAAGUCUGGCUAUAUAAAAAUAACCGGUUUCCCUGAAUCCCUUCACUAAAUAUUACCCUGCUUACACUCCAACAGCUCGCCAGGUCCCAAAUACCACUCGUCUCCAUUCACUCCUAUCUAACACGCCCAUGCAUGCUUGCUGGAAGUCCAAGCCCCUUGCCCACAAAACCUCCUAUAUCCCCUCCCUCCAACCUUUUCAAGAACGACCCCUAUCCCGCCUUCCUUCCCCUACAGAUUUAUACGCUCUCCAUGUCAUUCUACUGUGAUUCGUUCUCUAAAUGACCAAACCACCUCAACAACUGCUCUUCAGCCCACUGACUAGUACUUUUAUUAACUCCACACCUUCUCCUAAUUUCCACACUCUGAAUUUUCUUCAUAAUAUUUACACCACACAUUGCCCUUAGACAGGACAUCUCCACCGCCUCCUCGCUGCAGCAUUUACAACCCAAGCUUCACACCCAUAUAAGAGUGUUGGUACCACUAUACUUUCAUACAUUCCCUUCUUUACCUCCAUAGAUAAUGUUUUUUGUCUCCACAUAUAGCUCAAUGCACCACUCAUCUUUUUUCCUUCAUCAAUUCUGUGGUUAACCUCAUCCUUCAUACAUCCAUCCACUGACACGUCAACUCCCAAAUAUCUGAAAAAAUUCACUUCUUCCAUACUCCUCCUUGCCAAUUUGAUAUCCAGUUUUUCUUUAUCUAAAUCAUUUGAUACCCUCAUCACCUUACUCUUUUCUAAGUUGACUUUCAACUUUCUACCUUUACACACACUCCAAAAUUCAUCCACUAACCUUUGCAACUUUUCUUUAGAAUCUCCCAUAAGCACAUAAUCAUUAGUAAAAAGUAUUUUUUUUUUUUAUUAUUAACACACUGGCCGAUUCCCACCAAGGCAGGGUGGGCCGAAAAAGAAAAACUUUCACCAUCAUUCACUCCAUCACUGUCUUGCCAGAAGGGUGCUUUACACUACAGUUUUUAAACUGCAACAUUAGCACCCCUCCUUCAGAGUGCAGGCACUGCACUGCACAUUUACUUCUUUUACAACCCCAUCUUUAAAUAUAUUAAACAACCAUGGUGACAUUACACAUCCCUGUCUAAGACCCACUUUUACCGGGAAGUAGUCUCCCUAUCUUCUACACACCCUAACCUGAGCCUCACUAUCCUCAUAAAAACUCUUUACAGCAUUUAGUAACUUACUGCCUAUUUCAUAUAGUACUUGCAACAUCUGCCACAUUGCUCCCCUAUCCACUCUAUCAUAUGCCUUUUCUAAAUCCAUAAAUGCAAUGAAAACUUCCCUACCUUUAUCUAAAUACUGUUCACACAUAUGCUUCAAUGUAAACACUUGAUCUACAUGUCUUCUACCCACUCUAAAACCUCCUUGCUCAUCCGCAAUCCUACGUUCUGUCUUGCCUCUAAUUCUUUCUUUAAUAACCCUACCAUACAUUUUUCCUGGUAAUAUAUAUUAAGUAAUAUAUACACUGUAUAUGUUAAUUAAACAGAACAGAGUCACAGUAGAGUACACUGUGCAGUGUGGUACUAAUAUGUUGGGGGCAGGCAGCAACUGGAUUGUCUCCUUCUUUUUGUCAUUCCCCUAUUCCUAUCCUCUCUUUGCAGCACCUGUAGCUCAAGACUCUUUACAUAAACUUACCAUUCCAUCAGUGUUAUGGUAUGUAGGUGUCUGGGUAUACAGAAUGGUAAGCUAGUUGGCGAGGAUAAUUGUGUGACGGGUGUAGCGUGAGCUUGUGCUGUCCUGGAAUCAUCGGACAAAAUGAAAAAGAGUCUCUAAUUCCAGAUUUUGUCUGGAAUUAGAGUGAUUCUAACAUUUAUCCCACACAGGCUAGAUCAGCCACUUCCAUCCAGGACCUGCCUGUUUUCAUUGUUCUUUAAGUCACAGACCACUCAUGCCAGUUUAUUGUCUGCAUACACACACACACUUGUCUUUCAGUCUCCAAUUCUCCUUGGAUUUACAGUGUUUGGUGUGACUAUUUUUUUACACAGAUCAGUUUUACAGGCUAGGAGCUGAUAUUCUCCUCAGCUUAUUUGAAAGCCCAGCCUUAAGUAAAAUCCUAGGGUUGUGUAAGGUAUGAAAAAUUAAUUUCAGAAUUUGGAGUCUGUGAACAAUUAGCACUAAUGAAAAGUAGCAAGUGAAAAUAUCAGAAUUGUACAUAGUUUAUGAUAUUUUAAAUACAUUUGGUAUUUUGA